CGGAGGAGGCGGAGCGGGAAGGGGUGGGGUCCGCUCGCGGCCCUGCCCAGCGAGGUGGGGCCUCGGACCCCGCCCGGCGCUGCCGGGGAGAACGACCAGGGCCGACCUGCCUGCCUGGGGAUUCGCUGCCUCCGUCAUGUUCUCCCUCCGAGCCCCCAAAGCCACCUUCAAGUCGUACCUGUUGCCGCAGGCUGAAGACAAGAUAAUUCCGGAGCCUCGACUUAAGAAACUGGAGCCUGUCCUACUGCCAGGUGAAAUUGUGGUGAACGAAGUGAACUUUGUGAGGAAAUGCAUCGCAACGGAUACAAGCCAAUACGACCUCUGGGGGAAACUGGUCUGCAGCAACUUCAAGAUAUCCUUCAUCACAGAUGACACCCUCCCUCUUCAGAAAUUCCAGUACAAAAAUCUCCUCCUGGGAGAACACGAUGUUGCCUUGACGUGUGUAGAGCAAAUCGUCACAGUGAACGAUACCAAGAGGAAGCAGAAAGUCUUAGGCCCCAACCAAAAGCUGAAGUUUAAUCCAACGGAAUUAAUUAUUUACUGCAAAGACUUUCGCAUUGUCCGUUUUCGUUUUGAUGAAGCUGGCCCGGAAAGUGCUAAAAAGGUGUGCCUUGCAAUAGCACACUACUCACAACCGGCAGACCUCCAGCUGCUCUUUGCAUUUGAAUAUGUGGGCAAGAAAUACCACAAUCCAGCAAAAAAGGUGAAUGGAAUAGACCCUGGAGGAGGAGGAGGAGGAGGAGGAGGAAGAGGUGGUUAUAGCCUUUACCAUCAGACUCCCUUGUUUGAAACGUUCUCAGACUGGGACAGGGAGAUCAAGAGGACGGGAGCAUCCGAGUGGCGGGUCUGUUCAGUCAACGAAGGCUACAUGAUAUCCACCAGUCUUCCAGAAUAUUUUGUGGUGCCUUCCUCGCUGGCGGAUCAAGACCUGAAGCUAUAUUCUCACGCCUUCACGGGACGACGGAUGCCAAUGUGGUGUUGGAACCAUUCCAACGGGAACGCUCUGGUGAGAGUGGCCCACAUCAAGGACAGCCUACAGCAACGAAAAAUAGACCAACGGAUUUGCAAUGCUGUCACCAGAAGUCAUCCGCAGAGGAGUGACGUCUACAAAUCCGACUUGGAUAAAUGCCUGCCAAGUAUUCAAGAAAUCCAGACGGCUUUCCUCAAACUGAAGCAGUUAUGUGUGAAUGAGCCUUUUGAAGAAACAGAGGAGAAGUGGCUGUCCUUGCUAGAUAGUUCACAUUGGCUGGAAUACGUGAGAAUCUUCCUGAAGCUUUCUGCAGAACUGGUCUACAUGCUGGACAGCAAACACGUUUCGGUAAUUUUGCAAGAGGAAGAAGGGCGAGACCUAAGCUGCUGUGUGGCAUCUCUUGUCCAAGUGAUGUUGGAUCCCCAUUUUCGGACCAUCGCUGGAUUUCAGAGCCUGAUUCAGAAGGAGUGGGUCAUGGCGGGACACCCGUUUCUGGACCGAUGCAAUCACUUGAAGAAAUCUGACAAAGAGUCUCCUUUGUUCCUGGUGUUCCUUGACUGUGUCUGGCAGCUGCUUGAGCAGUACCCAUCGGCCUUUGAGUUUUCCGAAGUCUACUUGACCAUAUUGUACGACAGCACACGGAUCUCACUGUUUGGUACUUUCCUCUUCAAUUCUCCGCAUCAGAGAGUGAAGCAAAGCACGGAAUUUGCCAUCAGCAAAAAUAUUCAGCUGGGUGAUGAGAAAGGCCUGAAAUUUCCUUCCGUUUGGGAUUGGUCCCUUCAGCUCACCCCACGGGAUCGCCUGCUCUUUCACAACCCCCUGUACAUUGGCAAGAGCACACCAUGUGUGUGCAACGGGACCGUGAAAACCUUCAAACGGUCAAAGAAGAACUACAGCUCAACCCUCAGAGGCUUCCCGUCUUCCCUCAAGAACGGCAUCAUCAACGAACAAGACUUCUUUCCCCGAAGAAACUCCCUGAUCCUCAAGCUGAAGCCCGACUUCCUUCAUCACAUGGACAACGCGACCAACGGCAUGGAACAGUAUUUCCGAGACUGGUUCUCCAAGCCAGCGGACCUUCACGGUGUGAUCCUACCCCGCCUCUCCGGGACACAGAUCAAACUCUGGAAACUCUGCUACUUCCGUUGGAUCCCCGAGGCCCAGAUCAAGCACGGGGGUUUCAUCACAGCCUUCCACAAAAUCUCUCUGUUGGCCGACGAGGUGGAGUCCUUGAACCAGAGCUUGAGGCAACACAACGGCAGCCCGCCAUUGUUGGCCAACGCAUCCGAGCAGGACCAGGGUCGCCUCUACUUCCGAGCCCACAGGCUCAAUGACAGUCCCACCACGCCAGACUUCCUCUCUUCUGCUUUUCCAUUCUCCCCUGUGGGCAACCUUUGUCGGCGUAGCAUCCUGGGCACGCCCCUGAGCAAAUUCUUAAGCGGUGCCAAAAUCUGGUUGUCCACUGAGACCCUGGCCAAUGAAGACUAACCCUGGGAGCGAACGAAGAAGAAACGGCGGUCUUAAUCCGACACCGCUAGCCAGAAGCUGCCCUAACUUUAUAGACCACGUUGAUGUUUUUGCACAAAAGUAUUUAAAGGCAAAAUCCUUGUGUUUUCAUAAUGCACAGAAUAUUAUUAUUAUUAUUAUUUUUGUUUUGUUGUAACGUUGCAGCCGAUCGGUUGAUCGUCUUGUCUUAGUUUCACCCAUGAUUCUUCCUGCUGUCUUGGUUGAUAGGGCAAGUGCUUUGGGAAGUUGAUUCACCCUCCUGAUAACACCCAGGCCUCAAAAGUUGGGCUUUUCUGUUUUGUGAGGUUUCCUCUUUUGGAGUUGCUGGCUGAAGCCUGCAGCUUGACAAGAGGGAUGAAGGAAGAGAAAUAGCAAAGAAAA
Messenger RNA from Pseudonaja textilis, 2854 nucleotides. It is a transcript of the gene MTMR10, whose product is annotated as myotubularin related protein 10. The record is from RefSeq and is a predicted model, not a curated record. Lineage: Eukaryota; Metazoa; Chordata; Lepidosauria; Squamata; Elapidae. Gene Ontology annotation, cellular component: membrane; cytoplasm. Gene Ontology annotation, biological process: phosphatidylinositol dephosphorylation.